This is a messenger RNA of Solanum verrucosum, 1129 nucleotides long. RefSeq lists its product as uncharacterized. Bases 117 to 1019 code for a protein of 300 amino acids. Lineage: Eukaryota; Viridiplantae; Streptophyta; Magnoliopsida; Solanales; Solanaceae. The record is from RefSeq and is a predicted model, not a curated record. The transcript has 5 exons.
GUGUGGGUGUUAGCAUCAUAGAAAUUUGAUCUUUCUCAUUUACAUACACAUUUGUUCCUUCCCAACUCGUGUUAUGAAAUCAGAAAUCAGUUAAAUUUCCAGCAAAUAAACUAACAAUGUCUAAAACUUUUUUUGCCUCAAACACUAUUCUUCCGCCAUGGAAUUCCUCUGAGCCACCAUUAAUCCCCUGUAAUUCCCAAUUCCACUUCAAACCCACCACCCGCCGUCACCUUAUCACCUCAAUUUCCAUCCUAAUAACUCCAUUUUUGGCUAGUGACCCAUUUAGCCCCUUUCCAUUACCAGUGUCCCAUGCUCGUGGGCUUUUUCAAAUGCCCCCUUUUCGCCUCACUAACAGGUACUUUUUGGUGAGAGCAGGGGAAUCGGAAUAUGAGAGUCUGGGGCUGAUUAAUACUAAUCCGGUAGCCAAAACAUCGGUGGAUAAUGGGCUGUCUGAGAAAGGGAAGAAACAGACAGUUAGGGCGGCGUUUGAUUUGAAGGAAAUGAGGGCUUGUGAUGGGAAUUGUUGGAUUUGGCCUUCAAUCACUCAGAGAGCUUAUCAGGCUGCUGAGAUUAUCGCUGCUGUUAAUGGUGUUAAUCGAAGCCAUAUAGUCCCUGAAUAUAGCUUUCUCGAUGCUCGUGGAUUGGGGGCAUAUGAAGGAAAAAGUUUGGAUACUUUAUCCGAAGUGUAUGAAUCAGAUAGCCUUUCUCCGAACAUAAAGCCACCUCCUACUGAUGAUGGAACACCUAAUGAGAGUGUUUUGGAUGUCUUUGUUCGUGUAACACAAGUUAUGUCGAUUCUUGAAACUCAAUACUCUGAGGACACAGUCAUCAUAGUCUCACCAGAUUCUGAUAACUUGACAAUUCUGCAAGCUGGUUUAACAGGGCUUGAUCUUCGAAGGCACAGGGAUCUUUCUUUUGGGCCAGGUGAAGUUAGAUUUGUUGACGCUAGCAGCAUACCUACCUAUAAGCAACCUGCAUCCACAGUUUAUAAAUGCUUAAACCCCCCUAGCUGUACAUGACAUUAUACUCCUAACCUUGGAUCUCACCACCAAGAAUGCAGGUGAGAUACGUCAACUUUAUCAGCUAUAUACUGUUGGAUUCGGCAUCAUGUUUUAUGUAUAUCAUUGAU